Messenger RNA from Schistosoma turkestanicum, 2019 nucleotides. NCBI's taxonomy places the organism in Eukaryota, Metazoa, Platyhelminthes, Trematoda, Strigeidida, Schistosomatidae. The record is from the annotation of a GenBank genome assembly.
AUGUGUGAUCCAGAAGGAAUUAAGUCAUUUCUAUACACUUUCUUACAAACCAAGAAACGUAUAGCACCAGAAUAUACCUUCAUUGAAAAACCGGUUGGUCGGAACAAGGUUAGGUUUCUUUGUGAAGCUCGCGCUGAUGGCUUCAGUUACGUUGGAAUAGGAAAUUCCACGACAAAAAAAGAAGCUCAAACGAAUGCAGCUAGAGAUUUUGUUAACUACCUUGUGCGCGAAGGCGAAAUCCCUGCAUCUUCUGUCCCAGCUAUACAGCCUACCAAUGUAUUACCUUCAGAACCAGCAAGCACAUCUAUACCUGAAAGUCUCGGACAAAGUAUGCCGGCUCAACUACAAGGGAAUUUUUCAGGUUCUGGCGGCAACUACAUUAGCAGCAUAUACGACCAAAAAAAGUUGGAAGAGGCAGAAGAGGUGGAUUUGACUUCUGAUUUGCAUGGUGGUUGGUCUAUGGAGAACGCCAAGUCACGUCUAAAUGAGUACUUACAAGCAACUCGCCAGCAAGUGGGUCAAGUGAAGUAUACGUCAGUUGGUCCAGAUCACAGCAGGAGUUACAUAGCGGAGAUGACCAUCUUGGCGAAAAAUCUUCGAAAAACCCUGUACGCCCGAGAAACAGGAUCGAAUAAACAAUUAGCAUCUCGCGCUUGCUGCCUAUCAUUGGUCCGUCAACUUUUUCAUGCUGGCGAAGUGGAAGCAUAUACUGGCGAAAAGCGAAAAAAGAAGCGUAGUGAGGUUGCAGUGUAUGAGGUCGAUUUGAAUCCAAAGGUUGAAGAAAAUCUGACAGGUGUAUUGCAAAACUUGGGUCUUCCCGUUAACUUGAAACCCCCUACAAAUCUCCCAGCAGAUCAAAUUUAUAAUAUGAUAACUAAUUACAACUUGGUUGAUUUCGAUGAUGCUCCAAAACAACAACCUCAGUUGGUUGCUUGGUGUCCACCGCUUCCCAACUGGAACCCAUGGACUGCUUGUAAUAUCGAUGAAGGUCCAGAGGCUAAUCAACCGUUAUCUCACAUUAGCGCCAAUUUGGCUGACGAGCGGUUACGCCGACUUGACAACGACCCUCAAUUGCGGUCACUUAUGGAUGAGCGUGCCCAAUUACCCGUUAAUCCUUACAGGGUUUCAAUACUAGAAUCCGUCAAACGUAAUAAAGUGACGAUUAUUCGUGGCGAAACUGGAUGUGGCAAAACCACUCAGAUUCCGCAGUUCAUUCUGGACUCAUAUUUGGAAUCAGGAAUGGGUGCUGAAUGUUCUAUCCUAGUAACACAACCAAGACGUAUAUCUGCUAUAAGCCUUGCUGAACGCAUCGCUUACGAGAGGGGCGAAGUUGUAGGAACUUCUGUCGGAUAUUGUGUUCGUUUUGAGACAGUUUAUCCUCGUCCAUAUGGAUCUAUCUUGUUUUGCACUGUUGGGACAAUGGCACGCAAAAUGGAAGGAGGUCUUCGAGGAGUGUCUCAUGUUAUUGUUGAUGAAAUACAUGAAAGAGAUGUUAAUACAGAUUUCAUGCUAAUAUUAUUACGUGAAAUGAUAAGAGCAAACAGAAAUCUCCGACUUGUUCUUAUGUCUGCUACUAUUGAUAUAACUAUGUUCAGCGAGUACUUUGGGGAUUGUAUGGUUUUGGACAUCGAGGGUCGUACACACCCUGUCGAGUAUUACUUCCUAGAAGACUGUGUGAAAAUGGUUAACUUCAUACCUCCACCUGUAGAAGAAAAAAAACGAAAGCGCCAUGAAUUAGAAAAUGUGACAGAUAACACUGACGAAAAUUGUAACUUAAAAUGUGAUCCCAUUUAUGGAGAUUCAGUGGUUCGUUCCAUGAGCGAAAUCACCGAGAAAGAAGUUCCUUUUGAACUUCUUUUCACUGCUCGUAACAAUUUAACAUCCUAUUCUACUUCAUGGGCAAGCAGAACAAAUCUGGAGCAACGGCGAGGCAGAGCUGGUCGAGUUCAUCCAGGAUUUGCCUUUCAUCUUUGUAGUCGCGCUCGCUUUGAACGUUUAGAAAAGCAUGCCACUCCCUAG